Diutina rugosa is the source of this 1146-nucleotide messenger RNA. RefSeq lists its product as uncharacterized. Gene Ontology annotation, biological process: proteolysis. Gene Ontology annotation, molecular function: aspartic-type endopeptidase activity. The record is from RefSeq and is a predicted model, not a curated record. NCBI's taxonomy places the organism in Eukaryota, Fungi, Ascomycota, Pichiomycetes, Serinales, Debaryomycetaceae. The transcript has a single exon. The coding region runs from base 1 to 1146 and encodes 381 amino acids.
AUGGUUGCCAUUGCCUACCCCUUUUUAAUCUCUCUCGCUGCUGCCUUGGUGGUGAGAGACCAGGCUCCCAAGCCGCUUUCGUUCACCUUGAACAAGCACGACAAGAAGGAAAAGGUGAGACCCAACCCCACCACCCGCGCCAAGAUCAAUGCUAAUGAAGACGUCAGGCUUUUCGCCAACGGCGACUCGUACUUGAUCAACUUGGGGGUGAUUGACCAAAACCAAGAAUUGCAAUUGGUGUUGGACACUGGGUCUGCCGACUUGUGGGUCGACGCCGCGAAGUUGCUGGACACUUCGGCGUUCACCAAGGACGGGCAGAAGUUUGGUAUUGAAUACCAAGACCAGCUGAUCGUUAGGGGAGAAUUUGGCACCUCGUCGGUGUGGCUUGAAAAUGGUGUUGAAAUUAAAGAUUUGCAGUGGGCGUUGGCCACCGACGUCGAGUUGACCACAGGCGAGAUCCCCGGGAUUUUGGGGAUCGGCAAGGGCAUCAACGAGGCCGGCUACCAUAGUUCGGGCACCACCUACCCCAACUUCACCCAGAAGUUGAAGGACCAAGGGUUGAUUGCGCUGAACUCGUACUCGUACUACUUAAACAAGCUCGGCACCGCCACUGGUACCAUUACCUUCGGUGGUCGUGAUCUCGCUAAGGUCAAGGGCCCCGUUGCCACUUUCUACCCCAGUACCACUGACGAAAACGCCCGCUUCGAUACCGUCACCGUGUCCAAGUUCACCUCGGCCAACGGCGGGUCGGCGCCCGGGGUUGAAGCAAUCUUGGACACCGGCACCACAUUGACUUACAUCCCCGCCAGCGUCAUCAAGCUGUUGAAGGUGCCUGGUGUGUCCGUGGACAUCCGCGGUACCUACUACAUCGGCUGCAACCAGCCGACGACCAAGUUCGUGUCGUUUUGGUUUGGCUCUACCGAGAUCAAGGUUAGCUACCACGACUUGGCCAUCCCCGAAACUGACGACAACGGCAACGCCACCGGCAGAUGCUACUUCGGGUUCCAGUCGUCGACCCCUGAAGAAGGUUACACCCUCGGGGACUCGUUCUUGCGCGGGGCUUACAUCACUGUUAACCACGACAAGAACCAAAUCUUGAUCUCCGACGUCAACUUCACCGACACCGAAAACAUCGUCAGCAUCUAG